CCUCCUCCUGCUGUCUGGGUUAAAGAAAAGAGACUGGGUCACAGAGGCAUGUGGAAGUGUCUGCAGCCGAACAGCUGAGGACUCUGAGCCUGCGAGAGGGGGAGCAGCAGUACAGUGUGCAUGUGCUGAGGGGAGCCAACUGCAGCAAGCCAGGGGGUUCUGGCUGUGCACCCAGGGCGGGCAGGCUCCAACUCGGGCAAUGUUGCUCUCUCCUCCGCUUGGCCCAGCUACUCUGCAGUAAAGAGGGGGCCUCCUUUUGUUCACCAAGUGCAUUUCUCCUCCCCCCCCCCGCCUUCCUCCUUUCCCUCCCUAUCUUCCCCCUUUCCUACCUGCCUUCCUUCCCUCCCUCUUCUCCCCUAUGGGCCUUGCAUGGUCCUGCAUGUUGUUGGACACCGCAGCAGCCCCAGUCCUGCAGGCUCCGGAGAAGAAACACAAAGUCCGCAGGGGUCAGUCUGUAGCUGCUGCUAGGAUUGCAGACAAGUUUUGUUUGUCCGGCUCCUCCAGGAACUGCAAAGCUUAAAAGCCCAAGGCUGGCUGGAGCUUCUUUAAAACGCUGGGGUUGUUGGAGUGGUCGAAUUUUUCCUGGAAUUGAGUGAGAAAUUCAGAAGACUGAAGCCCAGGCUUACUGUCUACCUUUCACGGAGGCCCAGCCGUGAGAGGACAGAAGAAGGCACGUGGCGAAUCAUGACAGCUGACAAAGAGAAGGACAAAGACAAAGAGAAGGACAGGGACCGGGACCGGGACAGGGAACGGGACAAGAGAGAGAAAGUGAGAGAGAGCGAAAACUCCCGUCCUCGUCGGAGCUGCACUUUGGAAGGAGGUGCCAAGAAUUACGCCGAAAGUGACCACAGUGAAGAUGAGGACAAUGACAACAACAGUGCAACCACAGAGGAGUCCACCAAGAAAAAUAAAAAGAAGCUGCCGAAGAAGAAAUCUCGCUAUGAGAGAACCGACAGUGGUGAAAUAACUUCCUUCAUCACGGAGGAUGAUGUUGUCUACCGGCCUGGAGAUUGCGUAUAUAUUGAAAGUCGCCGGCCGAACACCCCAUACUUUAUCUGCAGCAUUCAAGACUUCAAAUUGAGCAAACGGGACCAUCUCCUUAUGAAUGUCAAAUGGUACUAUCGCCAGUCGGAAGUCCCAGAUUCAGUCUACCAGCAUUUGGUUCAGGACCGACACAACGAGAACGAUUCUGGACGAGAGCUUGUUAUUACAGAUCCAGUGAUCAAGAAUCGAGAGCUCUUUAUUUCAGAUUAUGUUGACACUUAUCAUGCUGCUGCCCUUAGAGGGAAGUGUAAUAUCUCCCAUUUCUCUGACAUAUUUGCUGCUAGAGAGUUUAAAGCCCGAGUGGAUUCAUUUUUCUACAUAUUGGGCUACAAUCCAGAGACAAGGAGGCUGAACAGCACCCAGGGCGAGAUCAGAGUUGGACCCAGCCAUCAGGCCAGGCUUCCAGACUUGCAGCCAUUUCCUUCUCUGGAUGGCGACACUGUGACACAACAUGAAGAACUUGUGUGGAUGCCAGGGGUCAAUGACUGUGACCUGCUUAUGUACCUCAGGGCAGCAAGGAGCAUGGCAGCUUUUGCAGGGAUGUGUGAUGGAGGAUCCACAGAAGAUGGCUGUGUUGCAGCCUCUCGCGAUGACACUACGCUCAAUGCACUCAACACACUACAUGAAAGUAACUAUGAUGCUGGAAAAGCCCUGCAGCGCUUGGUGAAGAAGCCUGUGCCCAAACUGAUUGAGAAGUGUUGGACUGAAGAUGAAGUGAAACGCUUCAUUAAAGGGCUGAGACAGUACCCGCAAGAACUUCUCAGAUCCUGAAAGAAGGUUUUGCCUGAUAAGGAAACUGGAGAACUAAUUACUUUCUAUUACUAUUGGAAGAAAACCCCUGAAGCAGCAAGUUCCCGAGCCCACCGUAGGCAUCGAAGGCAGGCUGUGUUUCGGAGAAUUAAGACUCGAACUGCUUCCACUCCAGUCAACACUCCCUCCAGGCCCCCCUCUAGCGAAUUCUUGGACUUGAGCUCAGCCAGUGAAGAUGAUUUUGACAGCGAGGACAGUGAACAGGAACUGAAGGGUUACGCCUGUCGUCACUGCUUCACAACCACCUCCAAGGACUGGCACCACGGCGGUCGCGAAAACAUCUUGCUGUGCACUGACUGCCGCAUCCACUUCAAGAAGUACGGAGAGCUCCCGCCCAUCGAGAAACCAGUGGACCCUCCGCCCUUUAUGUUUAAGCCUGUCAAAGAGGAAGAUGAUGGACUCAGCGGAAAGCAUAGCAUGAGGACGAGGCGGAGUCGAGGCUCGAUGUCUACACUACGUAGUGGUCGUAAAAAGCAGCCAGCCAGCCCCGAUGGUAGAGCCUCACCCACCAACGAAGACAUCAGAUCCAGUGGCCGCAACUCUCCCAGUGCUGCUAGCACCUCCAGUAAUGACAGCAAAGCAGAUUCUGUGAAGAAGUCCACCAAAAAGAUAAAAGAAGAGGCAUCUUCUCCUCUCAAGGGUUCCAAGCGCCAGCGGGAAAAGACAGCAUCUGACACAGACGAACCAGAGAGAACCACUGCCAAAAAAUCCAAAACUCAAGAGAUCAGCAGGCCAAACUCUCCCUCAGAGGGCGAGGGCGAAGGCGAAAGCUCGGAUAGUCGCAGCGUCAAUGACGACGGGAGCAGCGAUCCAAAGGACAUUGACCAGGACAACCGAAGCACGUCACCCAGUAUUCCCAGCCCCCAGGACAAUGAGAGUGACUCAGAUUCAUCUGCUCAGCAGCAGAUGCUACAGGCGCAACCUCAAGUGCUCCAGGCACAGAAUGUCCCUGCCCAGGCUCCACCUUCUACCCCGCCCAUAUCAACACAGUUACCAACACCCAUGCCAGCAGCAUCAAGCACCCCUACAGCUCCGCUGCAGGUUUCACUAUCAGUGUCUCAGCCUCCCAGCCAAUCCCCAGCGCCGCUGCCACCUCACUCUCACAUACAGCAGGCCCCUGCUUUGCACCCUCAGAGACUCCCUUCACCACACCCGCCACUACAGCCUUUGACUGUGUCUCAGACUCAACCCCAGUGUCCUGCCUCAUCGCAGCCACAUUCACAGCCUCCGCUUCAUGGCCAGGUCCAGCCUGUCCCUCAUAACCUGCAGGCCCAGCCUCUCCUGCCUCAUCCAGUACCUCCUCAGUCUUUCUCUCUCCCCUCACAGCCUUCUCAGUCUCAGGUUCCCCUUCAGACGCAGGCUGCUUCUCACCCUCAUGCUGCUUUGCAGGUUCAAGCAGUGCAGCCUGCCCUGCAAGCGCAGGCUCCACUGCAGCAACCGCAACCCGCUCGGGAGCAGGCCCUGCCUCCAGCACCCAUGGCCAUGCCUCACAUCAAACCCCCUCCUACUACCCCAAUUCCUCAGCUUCCCACUCCCCAGUCCCACAAGCACCCUCCCCACCUCUCCGGGCCAUCUCCAUUCUCCAUGAAUUCCAACCUGCCGCCACCACCUGCUCUGAAACCUCUGAGCUCCCUUUCCACCCAUCACCCUCCUUCUGCGCACCCUCCUCCCUUGCAGCUGAUGCCUCAGAGUCAGCCACUGCAGUCUUCUCCAGCCCAGCCUCCAGUCCUGACUCAGAGUCAGAGUCUUCCACCGGCAGCAAGCCACCCCCCAUCCAGUCUCCAUCAGGUAUCCUCCCAGGCACCCUUUUCUCAGCAUCCAUUUGUCCCUGGGGGCCCACCUUCCAUCACUCCUCCAUCCUGCCCCUCCACUUCCACACCACCUUCUGUUCCUGGCGUCCCAUCUCAGGCAUCUGUUGCUACCUCUGCGGCUUCCAGUGGAAACGUUCCAGUGGUGACGUCCUGCGCAAUACCGCCUAUUCAGAUCAAAGAGGAGGCUCCUGAUGAGGCAGAGGAACCAGAAAGCCCCCCUCCCCCACCCAGAAGCCCAUCGCCUGAACCUACUGUGGUUGACACACCGAGUCAUGCCAGUCAAUCAGCCAGGUUCUAUAAGCACUUGGAUCGUGGCUACAACUCAUGCGCAAGGACAGACCUGUACUUCAUGCCUCUGGCAGGAUCCAAACUGGCCAAGAAGAGAGAGGAGGCAAUCGAGAAGGCCAAGCGGGAGGCAGAGCAGAAAGCAAGAGAAGAGAGGGAGAGGGAGAAAGAGAAGGAGAAAGAGAGGGAGAGAGAGCGGGAGCGCGAAAGAGAAGCAGAAAGAGCGGCGAAAGUGUCCAGCUCCUCCCAUGAAGGUCGCCUUGGGGAGCCCCAGCUCACUGGACCAACUCACAUGAGACCUUCAUUCGAACCUCCACCCACAACCAUCGCCGCUGUUCCUCCUUACAUAGGUCCAGACACGCCUGCGUUACGGACUCUUAGCGAGUACGCCCGUCCUCACGUAAUGUCGCCAACAAACCGCAACCACCCAUUCUUUGUUCCCCUGAACCCCACCGAUCCUCUCCUGGCCUACCACAUGCCCGGCCUCUAUAAUGUAGACCCCACCAUCCGGGAACGGGAGCUCCGGGAGCGCGAGAUCCGGGAGCGUGAGAUCAGGGAAAGGGAGUUGCGAGAGAGGAUGAAACCAGGCUUUGAGGUGAAACCACCCGAACUCGAUGCACUGCACCCAGCUACCAACCCCAUGGAGCAUUUUGCCAGGCACGGCGCACUGACUAUACCCCCAACAGCUGGACCCCAUCCGUUUGCUUCCUUCCACCCGGGUUUGAACCCCCUUGAAAGGGAGAGGCUUGCACUGGCAGGCCCCCAGUUACGGCCUGAAAUGAGCUACCCUGACAGACUGGCCGCAGAAAGAAUACACGCCGAGCGGAUGGCGUCGCUCACCAAUGACCCACUGGCACGGCUCCAGAUGUUCAACGUGACGCCUCACCAUCACCAACAUUCACACAUACAUUCGCAUCUACACCUCCAUCAGCAGGACCCGCUACAUCAAGGUUCAGCAGGACCUGUUCACCCGCUGGUGGAUCCCUUGGCAGCUGGACCCCACUUGGCACGUUUUCCCUACCCUCCUGGUACCAUCCCCAACCCACUGCUAGGGCAGCCACCACACGAGCAUGAAAUGCUCCGACACCCAGUCUUCGGUACCCCCUACCCACGAGACCUGCCUGGUGCUAUCCCACCUCCAAUGUCAGCAGCCCAUCAACUGCAGGCCAUGCAUGCCCAGUCAGCAGAGCUGCAAAGACUGGCUAUGGAGCAGCAGUGGUUGCACGGGCAUCCCCACAUGCACGGGGGGCACCUACCAAGUCAGGAAGAUUAUUACAGUCGACUGAAGAAAGAAGGUGACAAACAGUUGUAAUAAAUUAUUUAUUUGUAAUGCCGGCUAUGGAAACCCCAGUCCUUGGGAAGGAAUGGAACGUUUUUUACAUACAAUAAGAGCUGCAAAAGAAUAUCUUAUAAAGAUUUCUUUAUAUAUUUAAAUCUAAAGAAAACACCCACCUCCCCUACCAACAGCUAAAGACUUACUGGCAUAAAUAGUGUUCAUUUGUAGAGAAGAUUUCUCAAGACUGGUGUGGGCUUCCCUGCAUGACCACCUAUUCAGAAGCCUAUUGAAAAUACAGGACUGUUUGGAAUUCUCAGAGAACUACCCUGCAAUCUUGGGGGGGUUGUUUUUGACUGAUUUUGGGUAGGUGCUAGAAUCAGGUUCACAACGCGACAGUCACUGUGCGUGAAGAGACACUCAAUGCAUCUAUAUAUAUAUAUAUAUAUAUAUAUAUAUAUAUAAAAAAAAAAAAAAAACAGAAAAAAAUAAGGAUUGCAAGUAGGUGGCAUAACAAGCUCUGAAUCCAAGUGCUAUAAUAAUAAUAAAAAUUACUUUUAUUUUAAUACAUUGUAGGAAAUCUUCAUACUUUUAAAGAGAGCUCAGUUCUUCAGCAUGGCUUUUUAAGUCUGUAAAUAAUGUUUUGGGUGAUUGGGGAGGAAAAAUAAGCAAACUCCACAAACAUAACAAUCUUGAUUUUCAGUAACAUCACAAAUCCUGGUAGUGAUAGAAUACAGAGUUGAUUUUUAAUAAAAAAUAAAUAUAUAAUUAUCCCUUUAAUUAAAGGGAAAUGAGGGAUGUCAAUAAUUUCAAAUGGGCAAAUGCUUGAAGUUUGAUUUGGUAGCAAUUCAAGGCAGUUGCAGGGAUAAUGUUACAAAUGACUGUUUCUGUUCUGUUUUUUUUUCCCCAUUAUCGUUAUAUCUUUCCAUUGUGUAGAUGAUUUUUGUUGAGUUCUGUUCUCAGCAGUACAGAUGUCCCUUGGAACUGGCUUGCCCUUUCUGUCUCUAACGCAGAGGUUAUUGUUAAAUUUGGCUGUAGUCUGCCUCCUUCUACUGUCUUUUAAAAACAAUUGUCUCGCUACAUUUGUGUUAAGCUAUCUCUUUAAAUUUUAGCAAGUAUUACCAAAAUUCUAAGAAGUAAUAUCUUCCUUUAAAUAAGAUGUGUAGCUCAGACUAUUAAAGUCAGGGUUAUGUGAGUAGACUUGUUGAAUGAGGCCCACUUUCUCUGGCUUUUGUUUUACAUAUUUCUAAGUGGAGACUAGACAAUUGGACUACAGAGUUGUGUUUUUAAAGUUCCUUCACAAACACCAGUAAUCUAAAUUUAACCUGUCUCGUACUGAAGGCUGCUUGUUUUUGGUUUUUUCCUAACCUCUCUUAAGGGUUUGUGUAUCAAGGAACCUGCUGCUGUGAGACUAGCCAGAGGUGUUCAGUAAUAUUGCUGACUCCCAACCCAACAGGUUCAUGCUGAAUGGCCCAGAUUGGCUGGAAGAAGAACUUUUUGCCCAUGUUUGUCCAUGGCUGAUAUAUGGCAAAGGAGAGAGGGCACACACAGUAGAAUAAGCAUAUAUUUUUGUAGAUAGCUUUGCGCACUGCCAAAGCCAAGAUGCACAUCUUUCUUGCACACACCCCCACUCUCACACACCAAAACCAUAUUUUUGUUGUUGCAUUAGCCAUGUUUUUGAUAAGGCAGAGGGUGGCGGAUCCAGAGAACAUCUGCAUCUGCUGGCCAUGUUUUCUACUGGUACAUAACCUCUUCCAUUCUCUCUCUUAACUCUUUGAGGGCUGUAGCUCUGCUGUGGUAGACUGUUAUAUGUGGUGGUCAUGUUAUAGGACUGUAUUGAGCUAUGUUAGAUAAACUUGUAGUUAAUCAUUCAGCCUUGUGGAAGGCAUGGCAUGAAUGGCGCUUCACCACCACACAGGGCAGAAACCAAUGUUACCGUGUUGCUACUCAUUGGCUGCACUGAUGGGUAGGUAAUGGCACCAAAUUAUGAAUUAAAACCUGCAUCAGGGAAUUCCAGGCUUAAUGUAUCCAUCUGUGUAGCAUGUGUGUCCAGGGAAGGAAGGCUUGUUUCAGUUCCAUCUCAUCUCUUUUCUCAUCCUUUCAUUCCAAUUUUCCUUUUAAUGCCAUUUCAGUUCCUUAGAGUGAGUCGGUCCCAUCAGAACUCUGUGUGAACUCCUGUCUGCCAAGACUCCAGUGUUUGACAGCUGGUAGUUCUCGGGCUUGGAUACCAAGAGAUUCACCCUAGAACCAGGAACGAUAGUAUUUGUACAUUACUUCCAGUCUCUGUCUAUGGUUGUUGGGUGAAAAAGCAUUAACACCUAUCCAGCAAGUGUCAUGGCAGAGGUGCUCAUAAAAUUUCCCUGGCCAUCAAAGAAAAAGCAUCAAUGUACUGAAGGCUUUAUUUAAGUGAAUUUCCAUCAAAUUUCAAUUUUUUCACUGUCUAGAGGAAAGGGCAGGCAUGACACCACCACCUAUCGUACAUGAUGCUGCCUCCCUAUUUCAGGUUUGUUUGGGGGUUUUUUAGUAAAAAGAUGUUGAUUCCUUCGUGUUGUCCUUUCUCUCUCUCCUUCCAUUUUUCCAAAGAACAAAGUAGUGCUUUGCAAUCCCUAUUCAAAAAGCUUUCCCUUGAUCUUUUUUUUGCAGCUCAGUAGAAUCUUUUAUGUUUCUGACAUCGUGGCACAAAGAAGCUCUGAGAUUCUUCCAUCUCAAUCCAAUGAUUAACUACAGCUUUAUUUGCAAUGGCUUUUGAAACCAUCUUGGUGUUCGAUGCCCUGUUGUUAUAACCCAGACCUUUUGGUUUCCUUUCAGAAAUCUUAUUUUUUCCUCUGUUUUGAAGGUUUUUUUAUUUUGCUUUAGUGUUUCUGAAACGUCUCUUGUUCUAUGUUGUCAUGGUUGAGCUUGUUUCACUGCUCCGUUAAAGCAGAGUGUACAUUCUGACUGCUACAUUUAUAUAUAUCUUGAAGCUUAAUGUAUAUAUGAGUAGUUUGCCAUGGGAUAACACAGUGUAAACAGAGUAGAAACCCAGAAAUUGUGACUUCUGUGUUCUCUCCAUUUGAGUAUUUUGUAAUUUUUCUGAAAUAUUUGUGGACAUAAAUAAAACCAAGCUACACUACAGCA
Molecule: messenger RNA, 8340 nt
Organism: Chelonoidis abingdonii (Abingdon island giant tortoise)
Lineage: Eukaryota; Metazoa; Chordata; Testudines; Testudinidae
Product: arginine-glutamic acid dipeptide repeats protein
Cellular component (GO): nucleus
Molecular function (GO): transcription corepressor activity
Source: RefSeq, a predicted model, not a curated record